UACAGUUUCAGUCGCAAGCUCUCGCGUCUGCUGUAAAGAUGACAAUAUUCCCAUACAGCUAACUUUCAGCUGCAGCGGAUAGAGGAACAAACAAACAUACAAAUGCACAUGCAUUUGACAAGUACAAUAUAUAUGUACAUACAUUCACAGAAAUAUAUGUAUAUAUACAUACACAUACGUGUGCGUGUAUGUGUACAAUCGCUAAUGUGUACUAAAUUUCGCGCAGUGCAGUGCUAAUCCUUUUUUAUAACGGCUUUAUCCUUACAUAAGGAUUUGCGCAAAUAAUCACAUAAAGCAAAAGGCAAAACAAAGUGCAUUCACAACAAUAGCAUUAACAAAACAAUAAACAAAAAGUGUUCAGCAACAACAACAACAUUACACUCAUCGGCAACAGCAACAAAAGGAUAUAGGCCAACAAAGCAAAAAGACUGCAAUCAAAUGCAGCUCCUUUUAUAGGCAGCAAUUUUAGCAUUGGAACAAAAGACUUUUUCUCUCUGGCUGCAUUCUUUCCAUUUUGGUACAACUGAAGCAAUUAACUGAAAAUGUAGCGCUGGCAAGGACAUGGCCAAAGUGAAACAGCAAAUGCCAUGCGAUGCUACGAGCAUAAAUAAACUUCAAGCCUUCCGUGAUUAGGACGUGGUGUACCUAAGUGCUCUAAAUGCAGACGAUAUGGGCACAACAUGGCCUCAGCACAGAUACGACAUUUCUAUAACACACCAACAACAACAACAAACAAAUCUCCUUCUUCCACAACAAACCAACUCUUACAACAACAACGACAACAGCAACACACGGUCAACAGCAAACGGAAGCAAUUUGAAAGUGAAGCGUUUGUGUGUCACACAACAACACAAAGUGAAUUGGAAGCAGCAGCAGCAACAACAACAACAGCAACAGCAGCCGCAGCAACAUGGCAGUUUUCUACACCAGCAACACUCGGGGCAGCCACAGCAACAACAACAGCAACAGCAGCAGCAGCAGCAACAUCAUCAGAUGAUGUACAAACGAGCGGAAGUAAGAAAGGUGUGUCAACUUGGUUAUGGACAAUAUAUGAGAUCGCUAUCAGCAGCAGUCGUAGCAGAAGCAACAACAACAACAACAACAACAGCAGCAAUAACAACAGGGACAACAGAAUGUUACAGCAUGUUGGCACAGAGCCUGAGCACCAACAGUCGCAUCAGCAAUAUCCUGUUGCACGUUCAUAUGGUGCUAAUGUCACUGACGGCUACAACGAUAUUGGCUCUAGCGGUACGGGAUGGCAGCGCAUUGCUGUUGCAACUAUGGGUGCCACUGCUGCUGUUGUUGGGCGCUCUCAAUUGGCUGCCACUGACAACAACUGCAAUACAACGGCUGCAACGGCAACAGCCAGCCUAUGUAAGCCAGCUAAACAAUCACGCUUAUCUUCCAAAAACAAACACGGCCAAGGUCAAGACUCUACAACAGCAACACAGACAGCAGUCACACCAACAACAACAACAACAACAACAACCAAACAACAACGAAAAGUCUAUCAACACUGCACAAACGAUGACGCUGCCAUUGCCCAGGGCACUCGGACUGUCAAAUUCUUUAUGGAUAUGCAAAAAUUUGCACGCACUGUAUUUCCGCUUGUCAUUGUCUUCAAUUUGCUACCUUUAUUCUAUGCAGGUACGUUCCAAGAAGCCAUCCAAGAGCAAUGUGAUCAGACGUUCGUCUCGCGCAUUGGCGGUCCGCAAAACGGCACCUUUACGGCGCCGCUGCUGCACAAUCAUCGCAAUCAUUCGCGCCAAUGCCUCUACACAUUCCUAGCAGGACCUGGCCAGCGUGUCGAAGUAGUUUUUAAAUCCUUUAAUUUAAGAGGAAGUCCGCCAGACGGUUCGGCCGUCGGUGAAUUACCAAGUUGUGUUCAUGAGUACAUGGAUAUCUACUCGGAGGUGCAAUCGUCCGAACCAGCGGAGCUGAUCAAUUCGCCAUUCGGCGGUCGCUACUGUGGUGCCAUACCACCGCGUCGUCGCAUUUCCAUGUACCGCGCCGUUGCCAUUUCAUUUUUCAGCAACAAGAAUGUGUCGACGGACCUGUUCGAGGGCACGUUUAGGUUUAUAAAUGCAUCGGAAUAUGAAAUUGGCAUACCCAUUGCUGGUUCGCCAUGUUCCUAUACGAUAACGCCUAGCAUGAGUAUCAAUAAAACUGGCGCACUCAUAUCGCCAACCUAUCCAGGUGCCUAUCCGAAGGAUAUGUCAUGCACAUAUCAAUUUCUUGGUGAAUCAAAUCAGAGAGUUAGAUUAGAGUUUCGUGAUUUUGAUCUGUUUUUUGGUGGACCACACUGCCCAUUUGACUAUGUGAAAGUGUACGAUGGUCCAGAUAAUUCGUCAGCAUUAAUCGGUACAUAUUGCGGACAGCAAAGAAACUUAGUAUUGUAUUCGAGCGAAUCGAGCCUUUUUGUUCAUUUUUAUACCCUACCGCGCACCGCAAAUUCCCAAAAUCGUGGCUUUAAAGGAAUUUAUGAAUUUAGCGAAAGUUUUGUUAAAUUAGAUUUUAUACGUGAAAAUGAUGGCAUUCACAUACGUGGCUCAGAAUGUGAUCAAAAGAUUUUAUCGAAUAAGGAAUCAACAGGAUUCGUGCUCUCACCUAACUAUCCCUAUCCAUAUAUACAAAAAACUGUGUGUAGAUAUUUCAUCUAUGGCAUGCAGGAUGCACAGCAUCUGGAGCGUGUACGUCUCGAGUUUAUCUCUUUCAACAUACCCAAAGUGGAGCACAAGGACAAGGGCGAAUCCAACUGUACUGAUGGCUAUCUUAAGAUCUAUCUGAAAGGCCAGGAGACUGCCGACGCGUAUGACAAGUUUGACUACGAGCUGUGUGGCAAUGAGACGCAACGCGUGAUCAGCGAUGGGCCACGCCUGGCCAUGGUGUUCAGUUCGGGUGAGCUGCAGGGGCGUGGCUUUAAGGGCAAGUACACAUUCGAAACGGAAUACAAGAUACCCGGCACGGCGGCACCAGACGGCACCUGCAGCUUUACGUAUGUGAGCAGCUCGAAGAAACGCGGCGAGCUGAACAGUCCACGCUAUCCCUCCAACUAUCCGUCAGACACGAACUGUUCCUAUUUGUUCUUGGCCGAGCCCAACGAGCAGGUAACCAUUGUAUUCGAUCACUUCAAGAUCAAGGCGGACAACAAUGUGAAUGCCACCGCCGGCUCUUACGGCUCCGGUGCCUGCUUUGAGGAUUGGCUGGAAAUGUAUGUCGUCUACCGGGAUAACAAUGAUCGCUUGCUGGGCCGGUAUUGUGGCUUAACAGCACCCGGACCCGUCGAGAGUCCGCGCGGCGCGGUCGGCUUACGCAUCACGUUGCACACGGACCAGGAGAGCGUGGCCAGUGGCUUCAAGGCUCGAUACUUUUUCGAGUCGGCCAAGUCCGAUGCAGGCGACUGUGGCGGCAACUUCAGCAACGAGGACUCCGGCAUUAUAACCUCGCCGAACUACCCAGCUGGCUAUAAGGCCCCAGGUCGCGGCAUGGCCUCCAACGCAUGCAACUGGGUGAUGACCGCACGCGCCGGCUACAAGUUGUCCAUCAAUUUUGAGCAGUUCGGACUCGAGGGCGAUCCAGCGAAUCGCGGAUGUCCCGCCGCUGUGCUGCGCCUGUGGGUGAAUGUUGACUCGGAUCAGCCGCCCCUGGAGCUGUGUGGCGAAAAGCCGCCCAUUGAGCACUGGCACUAUAUAUCCACCGGUCAGACGGCGCGCAUCAGCUUUACCACCAGCGAUAAGACCGUUGGUGCACAGGGCUUCCGCAUAGUAUGGACUGAGAUACAGGACUCUGGCCCGGGACCACCGUCGAUUGGGCUGCUCUGCGAGUCCACGUACCACUUCCAGUGCGCUGCGGGCUAUUGCAUAUCGGAUAAGCUGCGCUGCGACGGCGUCAAGAACUGCGGUCCCGGCGAUGAUAGUGACGAAUUGCAUUGUAUCACGGAAGCGGCCGAGGAGGAUCACGACGUCCUAAUUAUAAUAACACUAGUCGUCGCCUCGUCCCUAAUUUGUCUCCUAUGCACACUCUGUCACUCCAGAAGAAAACGUAGAAAUCACGUGCGUCAAUUGGGUUUACAUCGAAAUGCACACUAUGAUUCUCAGACGAGCGCAACGGCUGGUCUUAGCUCCAGUCGCCGUCAUUUGCAGAGUGGUGGGGCGAGCAUAGCGGGCAGCCUACAUGGCAUCAAUAGCGGCACGCUGAUCAUUCCACCGGCACCACUGCCACCCACCAGUGUGCCACCGCCACCGCAUAUAUGCAUAGCCGGCGUUGACAUGUCGCACGGUUUGAUGAACGACGAUGACGAUGAUGAGGACGACGACGAUCUGGAACUGGACGAGGAUCAACUGGCUGCCGACAUAUUUAUUAACGAUGUGCAUUUCGACGAAGAUAAUAUUGAUCAUGUAAACCAAAUGGCUAACGUUUAACUAUGUGUUUAAGUAUUUUUAUCGCUAGUUUCAGCUAUAAAGCGCUUUAGGUUAAGUCGUGCCCCAGCUGAAGGACGCAUUACAAGUGAGUAAAUGUGUGCGAUCAGCUGGAGCAAAAAGAACUUGAACAAAAAUUCAAAAGUUAACAAUACCUAAAAGACGAAAAAUUAUGCAAAUGUGCGAAUUGAUUAAGACAUAUAUUUAAUAAGCUAUAGAGGAGGCGCGAAUAACGUAAUGAGUACAGUAGUGCGUAAACAUUGUAGUAGCGAUAAACGAUAAACGAUAAAUGAUAAACGAUUAACGAUUUACGAUGAACAAAGAAGACAGACAACAAAUAAUAAUUACAUUUAAUUAUACAUACAUACUAUAUUAUACACAUUGCGACUACGGAUGACGAGGGAAAUGCGACAAUGCGAAAAAUAAAGAGAGACGGCAAACCAAAUAUGGAAAAGCCAAGCGGCGAGCAUGUAACGCAUUUUCUUAGCCAAAAGAGACCGCAAAAAGUUGUUGAUUUUUAUAUUUGAUACGAGUAAUAUUUAGGUGAAGCAUAAUUGAAUGAAUUAUACAACAAAUCCAAUAAGAAAU
Messenger RNA from Drosophila arizonae, 5006 nucleotides. RefSeq names its product tolloid-like protein 2. Gene Ontology annotation, cellular component: plasma membrane. Gene Ontology annotation, molecular function: protein binding. Lineage: Eukaryota; Metazoa; Arthropoda; Insecta; Diptera; Drosophilidae. The record is from RefSeq and is a predicted model, not a curated record.